This is a messenger RNA of Cladocopium goreaui, 3063 nucleotides long. The record is from the annotation of a GenBank genome assembly. NCBI's taxonomy places the organism in Eukaryota, Dinophyceae, Suessiales, Symbiodiniaceae.
AUGGUGGACAUCACCUUCCGCUGCCAAAUCAAGUACCAAGAGGACAAACCAGUGACCAUUGCUGCAGACCUGGUUGAAGAGCACCAAGGCCAAAAAUUCUUGAAGUUCAGAGCCACUAACUACUCCAUUUGCCAAUUGGUAUGUGGUGGCAAGCUGCCCAAGAACCCCAGUUUGUCCAAGAGCAAGGAAUUGCAAGCUUUGAUCCAAGCCAGGAAUGAGAAGAUCCAAGAAUAUUUAGCAGCACCACAAGAUCCCCAAGAAGGCCAAGAAUUGUUUGGUGAACAGAAGCCAAGCACCAAGAAAAGAAAAGCCCAUACCAUGGAAGAACUUGGCAACUUUGUGGUAACCAUCCAGUUGGGUUCCACUGAGAUUCCAUGCUUGGCUGGUGGCCAAAGGCCUUCCAAGUGGGAUUUGUAUGUUGCCAUGGAGCCAGAGCCAUUGAGGCAAGUCAUUGGCCAUUUGAGAGCUGGCUGCCAAGCUGCAUUGCAGGAACCCACCAGGGGUUACAAAGGCACAAAGAAAGACUGGGUUGCCAAGCCUUUCCUGCAACCAGCCAUGGUGGACAAAGUGGCUGCCCAAGUGAAAGCCAUGAUGGAUGGCCCCUUGACCAUCAACCAGAAAGUCAACCAGGUCAUUGACCUGUUGGAAGCCCAUGGGUUGGCCCACAAAGUGGCCCUCAGACCAUCACAGAUUCUAUGCCACCCUGACAACAGGGGUGGGACCAUGGUGUCCUACCAUGAUGCUUGGAGCAAGGGCAUGGCCAUGCUGGCUGUUGGAAUCCAGACCAACCUUUUGCAGGGUUCCAUGGCCAUAGAGAUGUCCAAAGAUGAAGCCAAAAGAAAGGUCCAGAUAUCCAAGAAUGAGCAAUUGUUCCAGGAAGGCAUUGGGCACCUUGCACCUCUCACUGGCCAGGAACGUUCCUUGGUUGUUGCAAAUGACCCAUAUGAAGCCACCAUGCUGCAACAGAAACCAGCAGCCAUGGCAGAGACAGUGGACCCAGAGGCAACCACCAGUGAUUCCAGCGAGUCCAACAAGGCCAGUUUGCCAGAGGGCCCAGCUAUGCCCAAAGCCAAGGAAUCCAUCAAGUUGGAGCCAGAUUCCUCAAAGGAGAUUCCAGUGAGGCUUGUCACUGACCAGGAGUUGCUGGACAGCUACCAAAGAUUGCAUACCAGGUCCAGCUCUUGCACCAAGAAGGCCUUUGCACAGUGGCAACAAGGCACUGCCCCAUGUGUUCUCUACCACCUCUUUACCAGCUUGGCCACAGAAUGCUUUGAUUGCUAUGGCUUCUUUGAAAAGUAUUUCCAGUGUUGGGAAUACCCCAAAGGUUUGGCUGUGGAAGCAGUAGAUGCUUUUUUGGCCAUGUCAGAAGUCAUAGACCAAUGCCAUGGUGGUGUGCAAUGGAAAGCUACCACAUGGCAUUCCUUGUUGAGUGCUGUGGAAAGAGCAAAUGCAGCAUUUGAGGUUGCUUGGCCAGAAGAAACCAUGAUCAAGAAAUGGCAUUGGCAUUUGCAUCUACCAGAUGCAUUGUCCAGAUUUUCCAAUCUCCCAAGCUGUUUCACAGCAGAACGGAAACACAAAAGCAUUUCAGCUUUGGCAACCAAAUUGCAGAAAACCACCAGUUAUGAAAAGCACCUCCUGCAGCAAGUGCUUUCCAAUGAAAUUUGCACUUUACAGCACCCAGAAUUAUUUCCCAAAGUUUGCCACAUGUGGAAACCAAAGCCUGCCACCCAACAGGUCCAAGAGGCCAUGGCACCUUUUCUGAACCAACCUUGCCUUCAAGCACAAAGCUCCACUGUUGCCAUAUUGGCCAGGGGUGGGCAAGUUUCAGGUGGAGAUGCCAUCAUUUUUGCAGAAGGCCAUGACCCCAGCAAAUGGAAAGUUGCACUUGCCAUCAAGCAUGUCCAAGUCUUUGGCUUGCAAACCACUUUGGCCCAACUGUGGCCCAUACAGACAAUGGAACAAUACCAUGCCAAAUGCAAGGUGACAGCCUCCAAUGGGCUCAUUCCUUUGAGCAAUAUUUUGUUCCCAGUGCCAUACAGCCAAAGCAAAGGCCAAGAUCUCAAGUAUGAUGCCAUGCAUUGCCUCUUCGCCAACGGGAUCUUGAGUGUGGAGUUAGAUGCGACGAUGACUGUUUUGAAUGCCCGGGGACUGGCCUAUGAGGUGCUGCGGCAAACUGCUGCCACAGGUUAUCAUUUCCGAGGCGAUGUCUCAGCCAGCCGCUUGCGUGCUGCAUUGACUCCUGGCAGAGAAAAGACUUGUCAUGGUGGAUGGAAAGGCUUCGCUGCGGAAACAUUGGAGGUUUUGGCUUUUUGCGUCAUGUUGGUUUCCAAGCAUUCCCUUGAAGGGUUGGAAGAGACCGAGCGCUGGAUCAUCGAAUCUCUGCGCGCAGGAUGGCAGGUGGCAUCUGCUAGUUUUGCUAGCAAAUACUUGUACGAGGGUUUAUCGCCCGAUGCUGCUGCAUCCGCUUUCCAAACAGCAUUUGAAAAAUUCAUGACAGCGCACACGCGUGCGCACAAAGAUGCCCUCUUGUUGCCAAAACAUCACUAUUCUUGCCAUUUGCCAGGACAAGUUCUCCGUGAUGGCUAUCUCUUGGAUGCAUGGUCCUUGGAACGAAAAAGCAAGGCAGCAAAAGCUAUCGCUACCGAACUGACUGUGACCGGAAGUUUUUGCAAGCAAAUCAUGGUGCGGUUGCUUUGCGCCCAAAUGUUUACAGACAAGCUUGCGAUGGGCGCGUUGGAAGCUCCUCAACAGUUGGACUCAAUGAUUGUCAAGGGUAGUGGCAUUAGAACCAAGUUUGGCACCAUCUCCAAAGGGGAAUGUUGGUUGCAUGGCACUUUUGCUUUCAUUCUGGAAGCAGUGUAUCGCAUCGGGAACAGAUGCGACUUGCACGUGCAUGUGUUUCGAAAAGUUGGCAUUCACGAAUCAUUGAUUUUAUCUGACUUCCAAGAAACCGGAAGAAUUCCCAUGCCAGACCAUAUGCGCGAGGCAACUGGUUGGCUGCGCGAUUCACCAACGCGCCUUAUGGUUCUCGACCCUUUCUCAUGCUUGACACUGCGUGCCUGA